UCUCACUUAUGCAACUCUUUCCCCACGGAUUUCCUGCGUUUUUUCUUCUUGUUUUGAUUCUAUAUGAUUUAUUUUUUAUUCAGUUGUGAUGCCUCUGUGUCGACUUUUCAUGUUCCCUUUUGGUUGGCUUAUACUAGCACGACAUAUGCAUAAUUUAUAGACGUCAUGAGUCAUGAAAUAUAAUACUUUGUGUUAUAUAUACAUGAUUUAGAAGUAAUGGCUGCAGUGUAUUGUCUUUUUUCUGAUUCUUUUGGGUACUUCUAUUUAUGUACACGAAUAUAUUCACAUAGUUAUUGCUUGAUAGUUCAACGAGGUCUAAGUCUCUAUUUUGUUGAUCAUAUUUGAAAUUGCAGAUGGAUACGGAAAAUCCAGAUAUUGGGCAUGCUAUUGAGGUAUGCACUGAUGUGCCAACCACAGAAAGGGGCUUUGUUGGAAGCAAGGGAUGUGGGGAGGCACCAUGUGGUUUUGCUGACGCCAAAACCAUUUCUGCGGAUGCACAUGAGCGUUCAGCGUCUAUAAGGAAGCUUUUGAUUGCCGUUGUGUUGUGCAUCGUUUUUAUGAGUGUUGAAGUUUUUGGGGGUAUCAAAGCCAACAGUCUUGCAAUUUUGACUGAUGCAGCUCAUUUGCUAUCUGAUGUUGCAGCUUUUGCAAUAUCUUUGUUUUCUCUGUGGGCCGCAGGAUGGCAAGCUAAUCCACGCCAGUCUUAUGGUUUCUUUAGAAUCGAGAUUUUGGGGGCAUUCGUUUCAAUUCAAUUGAUUUGGCUUCUUGCUGGGAUCCUUGUCUAUGAAGCCAUUUAUCGACUUAUACAUGAUACAGGCGAAGUGAAGGGCUUUUUGAUGUUUUUGGUUUCUGCAUUUGGAUUACUGGUCAAUGUUAUUAUGGCUCUCUUGUUGGGACAUGAUCAUGGUCAUGGCCAUAAGGUUCACGACCACAACCAUGACCAUGAUCAUGACCGUGACCAUGACCAUGAACAUGUGCAAUGUCAUGGAGUGAGUGUCACCCGGCAUCACCAUCAUGAAGGACCCUCCAUAUACGAUGAAGACCACACCGAGCCUUUACUCACGAGUUCCUCUGAGGGUAAAGGUAAAUCAGAAGGCAAACAUAAGCAGAAGAAAAGGCGAAAUAUAAAUGUUCAGGGGGCUUACCUUCACGUGCUAGGAGAUUCCGUACAAAGCAUUGGGGUUAUGAUUGGUGGAGCAGUUAUCUGGUAUAAACCAGAGUGGAAAAUCAUUGAUCUGAUUUGUACCCUCAUUUUUUCUGCAAUUGUGCUGGGCACUACCAUUAAUAUGCUACGAAAUAUUCUUGAAGUUCUUAUGGAGAGUACUCCCAAAGAGAUUGAUGCAACAAGGCUUGAGAAGGGUCUUUGUGAGAUGGAAGAAGUUGUUGCAAUCCACGAACUGCAUAUAUGGGCAAUUACUGUGGGGAAAGUGUUAUUAGCUUGCCAUGUCAAAAUUAACCCUGAAGCUGAUGCCUACAUGGUGCUGGACAAAGUCAUUGACUAUAUUAGGAGGGAAUACAACAUCAGCCAUGUAACAGUCCAGAUAGAAAGACAACAGAUCUGACGAUCGAGAUUUCUCUCGAUGUUAAAUCUUCGUGGGUUGGGGGACUUAUUAAACUUUUCGAUUCAUUCCUUAGGAGAUCAACUUUCAAUUUUUACCAAGUUUGGCUUGUCUCUUUUUAUUUUAUGCUGUGUUGUUUUUAGUGGGAGUGAAGGAUACUGUCUAUGUUCAUUAUCUGAAAAGCAUACUGGACCUCUAUUAACCUGAUGUGUAUUAGAGAACCUGUGGAACAUGUAACAUUGUUUUCUAUUUAAGUUGUGUUGGGAUGGAAUACUGUAAAUUGAACAGUUGCUCAGAAAGGUUGUAAAAUAAUGAAAGUAUGAUUAAGGAUGGUUUUACUGUGUCGUCGAAUGUGAAAAUUGCCUAUUCAGAGAAGUUGCACUCAAUUGAUA
Molecule: messenger RNA, 1951 nt
Organism: Olea europaea var. sylvestris
Lineage: Eukaryota; Viridiplantae; Streptophyta; Magnoliopsida; Lamiales; Oleaceae
Product: metal tolerance protein 1-like
Exons: 2
Coding region: 354-1562 (402 amino acids)
Biological process (GO): zinc ion transmembrane transport
Cellular component (GO): vacuole; plasma membrane
Molecular function (GO): zinc ion transmembrane transporter activity
Source: RefSeq, a predicted model, not a curated record